This is a messenger RNA of Diachasmimorpha longicaudata, 2681 nucleotides long. RefSeq names its product glutamine synthetase 2 cytoplasmic (gene Gs2). The record is from RefSeq and is a predicted model, not a curated record. The transcript has 3 exons. The coding region runs from base 205 to 1428 and encodes 407 amino acids. Gene Ontology annotation, molecular function: glutamine synthetase activity. Gene Ontology annotation, cellular component: cytoplasm. Lineage: Eukaryota; Metazoa; Arthropoda; Insecta; Hymenoptera; Braconidae.
CAAACCCCCCAAGGCCACGGGGAAGACAAUUUGUUUUGAAGUUUCAACGGCGCCAGCUGAACAGAGAAAUCAUUUCACUUUCCCAACGACUGUUGUGGGGAAUAAAAUAGUCCGGUUACGAGCUAGUGCCAGCUGAAUAUUUGAAGACUAACGUUUGGUCCUGGGAAAAUUGUUCAAUAUUGGUGAAUUAUUUUUGUUGAAAAUAUGGGGCUCAGGAUUUUCGUGAAAAUUUGUGAGGCUGGACUUUUAUCGCGAUCCAUCAACGGCGCUAAACCGAAAUGGAUCAGUCUUGGGAGAUGUAUCAGCACAACAACAACAAUGUCGAGGUCUAUGCUGAGAGACUCGCCCAAUGCGGCGCUCGAUAAGACACUUUUAAACAGGUAUAUGGAUCUGCCCCAACCAGAGGACAAAGUCCAGGCUAAAUACAUCUGGAUUGAUGGCACUGGUGAGGGUAUGAGGUCUAAGACAAGGACACUGGAUUUCGUGCCGAAGCAUCCAACAGAGCUUCCAUGGUGGACCUACGACGGCAGUUCAACCUAUCAAGCGGACGGUGCCAACUCGGACAUCUUCCUCCGGCCCGUGGCGAUCUACCGUGAUCCCUUUCGUCGUGGUCACAAUCGUCUAGUCCUCUGCGAGACCUUCAACAGUGACAAAACGCCAACGAAAACGAAUCUCCGUCAUAAAUGUAACGAAGCGAUGGAGGCGAUAAAGGAGCUGGAGCCAUGGUUCGGUAUCGAGCAGGAGUACACGUUCCUGGAUUUCGAUGGGAGACCUCUGGGCUGGCCCAAGAAUGGCUUCCCAGGACCACAGGGUCCUUACUACUGCGGUGUCGGUGCUGACAAGGUCAUUGGGAGGGAAAUUGUUGAGGCGCAUUACCGAGCUUGUCUUUAUGCUGGUGUCAAUCUCGCUGGUACCAAUGCCGAGGUCAUGCCAUCACAAUGGGAAUUCCAAGUUGGCCCCUGUGUGGGAAUAGCUGGUGGUGAUGAUCUGUGGAUUGCUCGCUUUAUUCUCCACCGCAUUGCUGAGGAGUACGGAGUGAUAGCUACCCUGGACCCGAAACCAGUCGAUGGAUCGUGGAAUGGAGCUGGCGCUCACACCAAUUUCUCCACCAAGCCCAUGAGACAGGAUGGUGGCAUUGCUGAAAUAAAUAAGGCCAUUGAGAGACUGAGUAAGCAACAUCUUCGUCAUAUCCAAGCUUAUGAUCCACGUGGAGGAAAGGACAAUGAGCGUCGUCUCACUGGUAAAUGCGAGACAAGCAGCAUUCAUGAUUUCAGUGCUGGCACUGCCAACAGGGGAUGCAGCAUUCGCAUUCCAAGGGGCGUUGCUGAAGACAAGAAGGGAUAUCUCGAGGACAGAAGACCCAGCAGUAAUUGUGAUCCUUAUGCUGUGUGCAAUGCACUCGUUCGCACUUGCUGUUUGAACGAGUAAAUACCAGCGAUUUAAAUUGUUUUAACCGAUUGGAGAAUUUUUAUUCAUCGAUUGAUUUUAUUGAAGAGGCUGAAGAGUUGUCAGUGCUUUAAACAAAAUCGGGGCGAUAGAAUUCUGUGAAUUUUUUCUUCUCAUUUUUAUGGAGAUGGGAGCGCGUUUUUUUUUUUGUUGAAUUUUUUUUUAUUUGAAAAGAAAUAUUAAGGUUUAAUGCAUGUGAUGCGUUCUGUUGGAAAAUUCGUAACGUACAAAUUACAUUGAUUUAUUUUUAUCUGUGAAAAUUAACACAUCAGCCGUCUGGAUAAGCAAUUUGAUAUCUCUCAGUGCUGAAUGUUCACGUCAUUGAGACGAUUAAAAUCCUAUGAAUUGUUACGAGUAAUAAUAGCAAAUUGUCAAUAAUCAUUUUUUUAGAGAACUUGGAGGAGAAUUAUGAUUUUUUCUCAACAUCAGAUUUAUAGAUUUAUAUAUUCUGUUGAAUAUUUUAGUUUUUAUUUUUCAAUUAAACCAGUGUCGCGAGUUAGUGGAAAUUUGAAUGAAAAGUUAUCAAAUCAAUUCUGUAAAUUAGAAUAUUUGCAUGUUUAGAUUAUAUCGAAAUGCAUUUGAAAGUGUCUCUGGGUCAUAAUCUCUGGUAUUAAAAAAUUAUCAAGAGGAUUUUAUAUUUCUCCAAUGUUUUUUGACAGUUAUGUAUUAUCAGUAAUUAUGCCCUCUCUGUAGAGUCGAUAUCGAGUAAGAUAUCUUCCAUAUCUUAGUCCAUCUAAUUGUCAAUUUUUGGGGAUUUGGUGCUUUCUCGAGGGCGUUAAUCAUUAGAGCAAUCAAUAUGGGGGGGGGGUCAUUGAAUCCGAUUAUGAGGGGAAUUCAUUUUUUAUCUGUCUUGUAUCGAGGUCUUGGUGACCAUCGUAAUCGUAUCUUGUUGUUUAUUACAGAUAUUUUUUUAUUCUCAAAUGUAUUUUUCAACAAUUUUUUACUCUGAUCAUUGAAGGCAUAAUCAGCGUCGAAUUUAUUCUGUCGAUACAAGAAUCUGGAAUUUUGAAGAACAGACGUUAGAAUAAUUGAAUUGACUGUCGGGUGCAGAAAUUAAUUUGAUAAUAUUUGAUAGAGUCUAUAGUUGUACAAAAGAUUAUAAAAUGUUAAUCGCUAUUUUCAGAUAAUGAUUUUUUGCUGUUGUUGUAAGAGGAGUAGAGGAUAUAUGUAUGUGUAAUAUUGUAAUUAAACAUAUUGAUAAACAGAAUAAACUAUUUUGAAAUAGUCAUUGAAAA